Messenger RNA from Brassica napus (rape), 447 nucleotides. RefSeq names its product ubiquitin domain-containing protein 7SL RNA1-like. Gene Ontology annotation, biological process: proteasome-mediated ubiquitin-dependent protein catabolic process. The record is from RefSeq and is a predicted model, not a curated record. Gene Ontology annotation, cellular component: cytosol; nucleoplasm. The coding region runs from base 1 to 447 and encodes 148 amino acids. Gene Ontology annotation, molecular function: polyubiquitin modification-dependent protein binding; ubiquitin binding; proteasome binding. NCBI's taxonomy places the organism in Eukaryota, Viridiplantae, Streptophyta, Magnoliopsida, Brassicales, Brassicaceae. The transcript has a single exon.
AUGAGGGUGUUCGUGGACACUAAGUUUGGCGCAACGUUCACCUCUGAUCUUAGUCGCAUCAAUAAACUGUCAGAUAUCAAAAAGCGGAUCGAGAACUCUCAUGGUAUCCCUGUUUCCACGCAAAAGCUCUUCUUCGAUGGCGUGGAACUUCUUGUAGAUCAUUAUCAACUCCCAACGUAUCGUAUCGUCAAUAACUCUCACCUCCUCCUCGAAGUACGUGAUGAUCACGUCAACAAUCAAAUGCUCCAUCAAUCUCCAUAUGCAACUCAAGGCUUCGUCCCUUCCAUGGCGAUGCGCAACUACGAUCAAGCGCCACCGUCCCAUGCAAGUUCAUCUUUCUUUAAUCAAGAUCCGCAUACGAUGGCGAAGAGCAACCAAGUGCCACAGUCACAUGCAAGUGCACCUUUCUAUAAUCAAGAUCCGCGUACGAUGGCGAGGAGCAACUAA